Messenger RNA from Cyprinus carpio (common carp), 994 nucleotides. It is a transcript of the gene med20, whose product is annotated as mediator complex subunit 20. Gene Ontology annotation, cellular component: mediator complex. The record is from RefSeq and is a predicted model, not a curated record. NCBI's taxonomy places the organism in Eukaryota, Metazoa, Chordata, Actinopteri, Cypriniformes, Cyprinidae. Gene Ontology annotation, molecular function: transcription coactivator activity. Gene Ontology annotation, biological process: regulation of transcription by RNA polymerase II.
UCAGAUAUUUCUGUAUUGUCCGAUUAAAGUUUUUCACUUUAACUGAGUUUGUGUUAUUCAGGAAAGCCGGAUUGAUCCGGAAGUAAAUACCGGUUCCCGGAAGUUUGCGCCAAAGAAAUGGGUGUAACGUGCGUGUGUCAGGUGCCGGUGGCGGAGGGCAAGAGCGUGCAGCAGACGGUUGACAUGCUGCAUAAGAAGCUGGAGCAGCUGGGAGCCGUUAAACAGGGAAACUUCUGGGUGGACUGCGAGACGUACCAAGCCACGGGAAAUGCCACCGGUCAGCCGACGAAGCUGCUGUACGUGAUGCAUAACUCGGAGACGCCGCUGAGCAGCAUGGCUCUGUUCGAGGGCGGCCCGGGUCUCACCGCCGACGCCAACUUCGACGUCCUGAUGGUCAAACUCAAGAGUCACUUCCAGAACGCCAAGGGGCAUAAAGUGGAGAGCCGCGGCACGCGUUACCGCUACUGCGACUUCCUGGUGAAGAUCGGCACCGUCGCCAUGAGCUCCAGCGCCAGGGGCAUUUCAGUCGAGGUGGAGUACUGCGCCUGCGUGAUUCCCGGAGACUGCUGGAACCUCAUGAAGGAGUUCAUGCAGAGUUUUCUGGGCUCGAGCACGCCGGAGCUGCCGGCCGUGUUCACCAGUAAAGCUGAGGGUCUGUAUGCACCAGUGGACUGCAUGGACACCAUGAGUCAGUAUCUGGAGCUCUUCGGUAAAGUGCGCAAACAGCAGGUGCUGGCAGGCAGCGGCGUACGCUGAGACCUGCACUCAACCUGCGCAAACACCGCGUCUGGAAUCACGGCGGUCUGUACACUCCUGCGAGGAGUCUCUGACAGAACUUUAUACGAGCAACAAGAGCAUUUCACAAAUGACUGGUUCAGUCUUCUUUACUGUUUGAAAGAACAACAUAAAGAGUCUUCGUUACUUUAUUUGUGGCUCUGGAUGCUUAUUUUCUGUGUUUACACUUGUAUUUGUAAAAUAAACUGUUAAAUUUGAA